CAUUGUCUCAAGGGGAUACACUGAGAAAUCGAUCGACACCCAUUCGACUAGUCUGUAUCGUUUCCUUUUUCGGGAUUUUCAUCAUCACGAAUUAUUUUACGGCCUCGUACACUUCGAUUUUGUCCAUCCCCAGCUUUAAAACGACUGUCUCUUCCAUCGAGGAUUUAGCAAACAACAGAGGAGUCAUUCCACUUUUUGUUAAAGGCUCCAGUUCGGACGAGUUCAUUAUGGCUUCAACAAAUCCGACCCUGAAGAAAAUUGGGGACAGGAUGAGAAAACAUCCGGAACGAAGAAUCCUUAAUGCCUUUACUGUUGACGAUAUUUCGACUAUUGUAAAAGAACAAGCCGCCCUAAUUUUGGUAAAGUCUACAGCAGAAUCCUUCAUAGAAGAUAGCUAUAAAAUCAACAAGGAGUGUAAAGUAACUCUGGCCGAAAAGACCUUCUUCAGUCGCCCACAAACUUUCUCCUAUCCGAAAAACAGCCCCAUAGUCAAAUCCGUUGAUUACAAUCUCCUGUUGAUGCAACAAGCGGGAUUGAUCCAAUACGCCGAAAAAAGAUCUGCCGUUCCCUACAACCGCUGCUCUAUCUCAGAAGCGAAGAAGAUUGCAGCUAAUAAAGCAGUUCCACUUAAACUUAAAGACGUGGCCGGGGCGUUUGCUAUUCUCGCCUUCGGAUCCGCAUUGAGCUUCAUUGUUCUGUUUGUCGAAUGUAUCUUUAAGAAGAUGAACACAAAAUGAUGUUAUAUAUAUUUUUUUUUGAUUGAUUCUUUAUUAACCGUUACAUCACAAUGAGUUUCUUGGGAACUAGGGGUAACGUAUAUAACACACACAUGACCUUGGUUUGCAAUGACAUUUUUACUUAGAUUAACUACGU
Molecule: messenger RNA, 873 nt
Organism: Daphnia pulex (common water flea)
Lineage: Eukaryota; Metazoa; Arthropoda; Branchiopoda; Diplostraca; Daphniidae
Exons: 6
Coding region: 228-737 (169 amino acids)
Source: RefSeq, a predicted model, not a curated record